Epithele typhae is the source of this 642-nucleotide messenger RNA. RefSeq lists its product as uncharacterized. The coding region runs from base 1 to 642 and encodes 213 amino acids. Lineage: Eukaryota; Fungi; Basidiomycota; Agaricomycetes; Polyporales; Epitheliaceae. The record is from RefSeq and is a predicted model, not a curated record. The transcript has 4 exons.
AUGCAUGAUCUAACAUCAUCCGCGCAGCCGCUAUACUACAGUGCAUGUUUGACCCGACAAAGACCUGUCGAGUGCGAUCAGACACGGGUGUUGACGUCCAUUACGGACCAAAUGACGGGUCACAGGAUGCCUGGUGCGGUACAAUCCACUGACAUCAUGCACGCACUUAUAGCAGUCACCGUGUCAGCGGAAUUAAGACCGACUCUCUGUGCUCAUACAGCGGCUGGCAGGCAGGCCGGCGGAGGUCGUGGUCGAGCACGUGAAGCUGGGACUAAGAGGAGCGCGGCGAAGAAGCUGAACUUAACGCUGAAAACUUGGCGUCAGCGUCGGGGCUUGGGAUUCGGCGCGAGGGCGAGGGAAUUCAAGACGUACUUCCGGCCUCAGGUGCCUUGGGGCGUCCAGGUGCCGAGUAGCGGAGGGACGGUCGGCACGAUGUUGGGUUCAAGUGGGAAAUGCUGCGCGUGGGCGACGCGCUCGGUGGCCUCGAACCCGGGGUUAUUCCAGUGGACGGCGCGGACGGAGAGGCCGAAGCCAGUGAAGGGACACGGCAACCGGGGGAGGUGGAUGCGUAGGGCGCAGAGGGGUGUAUCGGUUGAGCGCGGGGAGAUGGACGCGUUGAGGGCGGGAGAGAUACUCACCUGA